GAGGACAUGGCUGCUCAUGUGGGAGCAUCCCGAACGCCUCAGGAAGUGAUGGAGCACUAUGUGAGCAUGUACAUCCAUGGCAACCUGGGAAAAGCCUGCAUCCCCGACACUAUUCCAAACAGAGUAACAGAUCACACAUGUCCCAGUGGCGGCCCGCUUUCUCCUAGCUUGACCACGCCGCUCCCACCGCUGGAUAUAUCGGUGGCUGAACAGCAGCAGUUGGGAUACAUGCCACUUCGGGACGACUACGAGAUUGAAUACGAUCAAGAUGCAGAGACUCUGAUCAGUGGCCUUUCGGUGAACUAUGAUGAUGAUGAUGUUGAAAUAGAGUUAAAAAGAGCUCACGUAGACAUGUAUGUUAGGAAACUCAAGGAGAGGCAACGGCGGAAGAACAUUGCACGAGACUAUAACUUGGUACCAGCCUUUCUGGGGAAGGAUAAAAAGGACAAGGAGAAAGCUCCCAAACGGAAGAUAACAAAAGAAGAGAAGGAGUUGAGGCUGAAACUGAGGCCUCUCUACCAGUUCAUGUCUUGUAAGGAGUUCGAAGACUUCUUUGAGAACAUGCACAAGGAGAGGAUACUCCGAGCAAAGAUUCGGGAGCUGCAGCGGUAUCGUCGAAAUGGAAUCACCAAAAUGGAAGAAUCUGCAGAAUACGAGGCAGCCAGGCACAAACGGGAAAAGCGGAAGGAGAACAAAAACAUAGCUAGUUCCAAGAGGGGGAAGGAAGAUGGUAAAGAAGGUGAAUUUGCUGCCAUUGAAAACCUGCCUGGCUUUGAACUCUUAUCAGACAGGGAAAAGGUGCUCUGCAGCUCUCUAAAUCUGAGUCCGGCACGUUAUGUGACUGUAAAAACUAUAAUCAUUAAAGACCAUCUGCAAAAAAGACAAGGAAUUCCUUCAAAGAGUCGCCUUCCCAGUUACUUAGAUAAGGUACUGAAGAAAAGGAUUUUAAACUUUCUAACAGAAAGUGGUUGGAUAUCCAGGGAUGCUUCAUGA
Molecule: messenger RNA, 993 nt
Organism: Cariama cristata (Red-legged seriema)
Lineage: Eukaryota; Metazoa; Chordata; Aves; Cariamiformes; Cariamidae
Gene: TADA2B
Product: transcriptional adaptor 2B
Exons: 1
Biological process (GO): regulation of transcription by RNA polymerase II; chromatin remodeling
Cellular component (GO): nucleus; SAGA-type complex
Molecular function (GO): transcription coactivator activity; chromatin binding
Source: RefSeq, a predicted model, not a curated record